This is a messenger RNA of Rotaria socialis, 612 nucleotides long. NCBI's taxonomy places the organism in Eukaryota, Metazoa, Rotifera, Eurotatoria, Philodinida, Philodinidae. The record is from the annotation of a GenBank genome assembly.
AUGGAAUCGUGUAACACUACUCACAUUCUCGCUACUCCAUAUCACCCAACAUCAAAUGCUCAAACAGAAAGAUUUAAUGUCACAUUUGCGCCUGCAUUAUCAAAAUUAAUUUCGAAUCAAAUACAAGAUUGGGAUGAUUAUUUACAGGCGGUAAUAUAUGCAUAUAAUACUAGCCAGCAUGCCACAACAGCUUUAACACCAUUUCAUCUGAUGUUCACCCGAAAAAGUCAACUGCUUAUGGAUCCCAAGCAGCUGAAAGUAUUGCUUAUGAAAUCCAAUGAAUAUUAUGAUAAAGUAAAAAAAUCAAGAAAAUUAAUUAUUGAUUAUGCCCAAUCAACAAUUCAACAUCAAGGUACAUUAGCAAAGAAUCGAUUUGAUACAAAUCGAUCUGAUUCAAAAUACCAUAAAGGUGAUUCAGUUUUAAUUCGAGUUAUUAAUCGAACAUCCAAGUUCCAAGAAAAAUAUGAAGGUCCUUUUCAAAUUCUUGAUCAAAAAGGCCCUUCGACCUUAAUAGUUAAACUCGAAGAUCCCGAUAAUGAAGACCAUCCAAGUUGUAUAAAACAAGUAACAACAGCAGAUAUGAAGCAUAUUUUUGUUCAAGAAACCAUUUAA